This is a messenger RNA of Sapajus apella (tufted capuchin), 4522 nucleotides long. It is a transcript of the gene ZBED3, whose product is annotated as zinc finger BED-type containing 3. The transcript has 2 exons. Gene Ontology annotation, molecular function: transcription cis-regulatory region binding. Gene Ontology annotation, biological process: regulation of transcription by RNA polymerase II. The record is from RefSeq and is a predicted model, not a curated record. Bases 131 to 826 code for a protein of 231 amino acids. Lineage: Eukaryota; Metazoa; Chordata; Mammalia; Primates; Cebidae.
AAGCGCGGAGGUUUCCGUCCGGGACAAAAUGUCAGCGAGGCGCCUGGAGGGGGAUCGGCCGUCCCGGACUCCCGACCCGCCGCCGGCUCCGGCCGCGCUUCGCGGGUGACGGGCGUGCGGGCGUCGCAGAAUGAGGAGUGACGAGCCGGCCUGCAUCAUGGACGAGGCCAGCGGGCGGGACGACGCUGCGGCGCAGGGCGGUCGGUGUCCGGGACUGGGGCCGGCGCCGACGCCUCCCGGCCGCCUGGGGGCGCCGUACUCCGAAGCCUGGGGCUACUUCCACCUAGCCCCGGCGCGCCCCGGGCACCCGUCGGGCCACUGGGCCACCUGCCGUCUGUGCGGGGAGCAGGUGGGCCGCGGCCCGGGCUUCCACGCGGGGACCUCGGCGCUGUGGAGGCACCUGAAGAGUGCGCACCGGCGGGAGCUGGAGAGCAGCGGCCCCCGACGCUCGCCACCGGCCGAGCCCUGCCCGCCGCCAGCCGGUCCUGCCGCGGCCCCUGAGGGCGACUGGGCGCGCCUGCUGGAGCAGAUGGGCGCGCUGGCCGUGCGCGGCAGCCGGUGGGAACGGGAGCUGGAGCGGCGCGAGGCGGCCGUGGAGCUGGGCGAGCGCGCCCUGGAGCGGAGGCGGAGGGCGCUGCAGGAGGAGGAGCGCGCCGCGGCCCAGGCGCGCCGGGAGCUGCAGGCCGAGCGGGAGGCGCUGCAGGCGCGGCUGCGGGAGGUGAGCCGCCGAGAGGGCGCCCUGGGCUGGGCUCCAGCCGCGCCACUGCUGAAGGACGACCCCGAGGGGGACCGGGACGGCUGCGUUAUCACGAAGGUUCUCCUGUAGGGGACUGACCACUUCCCAACCCCAGGCCGUCUCUUCUCCUACCUACGCCUUAGCCCCCGCUGGGACCGGGACCGAGGCCGAGCCCGCAGCUGCUACCCACUCGGAAGCUCCCGCUAACUGUAGGGCUUUCCACGCCCUAAGGCUUCAGCUUAAGAAGCAUUUCGAAGCCAAAGCAGAACCAAAACUCACUUCCACGGGGUCACCUGAGGUGCCUGGGUAGUCUUUCGUGGGCAUGCAUCCAGAGGAUGGGGUGGCACGUGGGACACUGGAGAGCUCCAGCAGCUCCAUGAACCCACACCACCCAGUGUCAUGACGGCUUAGGGCUGGGAACCUGAACCUGGUGACUUUGAAAGGAUAGAACUUCAUUCCGUACCAAAGACUUAUCAUACCACGUGCCUAUACACCCAGCCCAAGGUAGAGGUGCUCGGAAAUGAGAAAGCUUUUUACCCCAAAAAAGAGUUCCUAAUGCAUAAUCUGCCCAACACCAAGUUCUGAAGGGGGAAGAGGGACACAUCCCCUCUAGUUUCCAUGACUGCUCUAGACCCGCAUCAUCUCUAGCCCUCUUCGGGGCAGUCCCAGAGAGCCCCCCUUUUUAUUCCCCGUUAUUCAACCAAUACCAGGUGCACUCUGUCUCCCCUCGGCCAUCCUUUCCUUGGUUCUGACCCAAUGGCAAGUGUGGCACCUAUGUCCACUUUCGGGCCUCAUAUCUGCCACCUUGGCAAGACAUCACCUCAUCCCCUUGUCACUAGGAAGAGCGGUUUCUUCCCCACAUGUCGUCAUAGUCCUCACCUCUGGGCCAAGGGAGAAAGCAACCCUCCCACUUAAGGUCACAUCUUCCUGUCAUUUUCCAUACCAUUCCUCUGCCACGUUUACUGGGUCUUUCCUCCUGUUAUUCCCCAUUUCUCUGUCUCAAUCCCUCCCUUUCCCCCAGGCUCUUCUUCCUCAGCAAUGCUCAGUCUCCCUUUCUUACUGAAAAGACUCAGUCGGGAAAGGCCAACAAGUCCUUGCCACCUAUACUUCCUCCUGUUUUUACGCCUUCACUCUGCGUCAGUUUUCUAUGCUACACUGGACUAUUUCCAAGCUGCCACAAUCUCCCAGUGACCAAAUAAUGAUGGUCUGUUUGCUGUCUUCAUUUUGCUUAAUCUCUCCCUUCUUGAAAUUGCUCCCUUGGUAGGUGGAUCCUGUUUUCCUCCAAAUAAUUCCUUUUCCUGUUGUGUACUGGUUGUCAGUUUUUCCACAGGCCUCUUUUUCUCAUUUUUUUAAUAUUGAAAAAUUCCACACAUUCAGAAAAAUUUGAAAGGCUAGCACAAUGAAUACUAAGAUACAUACCCUCCACCUGGAUUGAAUGGUUGCUAACAUUUUGCCAGAUUUACUGUUCUUUCCACCUCAUGCAUGUGUACAUAUAAUGACAUUUCACCCCUGUUUCCUCACAGAUUUCCUGAGAACAAAGACAUGCCUAAAAAUAUAAACAGUAACUUCUUUAUAGCCUCUAAUAUAGCGCCCUUAAUCAGUGUUCAACAACUGUCUCCGGAAUGUUUGUCUUUUAAAAAAAAACAAAACACCACCAGGUCAAAUCAAGGCUCAUACAUUCUUUUGGUUUCAACUCUGUCGUCAGUUAUAGUCUAGAACAACCCCAACAUAUUUUCCCAUGACACUUUUGAAGCAUCCAGGCCAGCUGUCUUAGCAAAUGUCCUCUAUUCUGGAUGUGUCUGAUUGCUUCCUUAGGCCUAUGUCUACACUCCACUUGUGGCACAUCUCCCUGCAGAGUUGUAAUCUCCUCUGGGCCAGGGACUGUUGAAUAUCUCCGGGCCGAGUGUUCUCCCCGGGCCUGGUCCUUCAUGCCCAAACCCUUGCUGCAUGUCUCCACCCGUCCUUGCACAUCCUGCCUCUACAAGUAGGAGGGCCAAAUCUAUUCAACCCCACAUCCCACCCCUCACCUGAUAACUAGCAUCUACUGGGCACUAACAACGUAUCGGGCACAUACUACACACUUAACAUGCAUUAAUUAUCUCAUUUUACUCUCACACAGCAGCUCCAUGGUAACACUGCUAGCUUUACAGCUAAGGAACUAAGCUAGAAAGGGGUUCAGUAGCCUGUGCAAGACCACAGCUGGCCAGCGGAAGUGGGAUCCCACUGUAGACAGUCUCCCGCACAGAUGCCAUGCUGCCACUGUACCGCCAUGUUCUACUUUGAGAGAGCUCUGCUUCCCUCAGUCUAUGCAGGUGACACCUGUUUCCUUCCUAACUCCAACUAAUUAAUUCCAGUUAAUUGAGUUGACUGGAAUUAGUGACAUUAAUAUUUACUGAGCAUUCAGUAUGCAUCAUCAGAGGUGUGCUAAAUGCUUUACUACAACAAUUACCUGCCAUGAAGCAACCCCAUGACAUAGGUGCUACUAUGCCCAUUUUGUAGAUGAGACAAGUUCAGGGGAGUUAGUAACACCUUCAAGUCAUACAGCCGCUAAGAAUCUGUGUGGGGUUUGAAUGCUGGGUGCCUGCUCUGCUAAGUCUAUUUGUACAAAAUACUGCACUGCCUUCCUCAUGCCUGCCAAGCCCAUUUUAUCAUGCAUCUUCCCAUCCUUGUUUCGCCCAACUGUCCCUUACCUGAGUCACAAUUUGGCCAAAGCCAAAGGGAUUGUCCUAGGCCAAUAUUGAUUUAUUGUAUAACUCUUCCUGCCCAAAAGCCUUCAAGAUCACCUGUCAAUCACCUCCUUAUUAGAGUGCAAGCUCUGACUCUGUCACGUGACAUUCAAGUCCCCCUCGACCCCCAUGCCAGUCUUAUUGUCCCCUCCCCUACAUAUGCUCUAUGCUCCAGCCAAAUUGGACUCUGUUCUUCCUGACAUGACCUGGUAUUGGCAACUCUAUGCCUCAAUUUGCCUUCCCUCCACUUUAAAAAGCCCCUUCAGUCUCUUGGUACAAAAAAAGAAAAAUCCCACCCAUUUUCUAAAACCACGCUUUCCUUGAUUUACUCUCAUGUGACGACAUUUCUUACUUCUCUGGUCUCCUAGCAUUUUAUGUCCCACAACCCUCAGGACAGGUCAGCUAGUGUAUGGCUACGGGUUUGUAUCUUACCUCCCCUGCCAGACCCUGAGCCCUUGGGGGAAGUAUACUUACCCCACUCCCACAGUGCCUUGCAGUCCAUAACUGCUCAAUACAUAUUUGAGGUGCUGAACCCAUUCAGUGUUGAAGAUUUUUACAAGUUAGUUUUCCUGUAAUUAUUAAUAUAAUCAUUUAUCUUUAAUUCUGAGUAAAAAAACAAAUAGCUUAAAAGGAAAUAAUUUUUUAAACUGUUUAGUCAGUAAAGAUUUAAUGCAUCAGUUAUUGGGCUGUUUGGUUUGAAUCCAAUCAAUCAACUAUUCUGGUAUGUAAAUGUACUUUGUUAUUAUACAAAUAACACUAAAUGUAUUGCCUCAAUCUAGGAAGAAUAGAAAAAAUACCCCAAAGUCCUGUCACCUCUUUAAAACUGCUAUUCACAUUUUAAUAGCAUUUAAUCUUUUGUCUUUUGCAAUUUUUACAUUACUCUAGUAAUAGUUAAAUUAUUUUCAAGUAUUGGAAUUUAACUUCUCCAUAUGGACUUAUAAGUUGAGCUAGAUGAUCUGAAUUUCCUGUUUAGAAGGAAAAAAAAAAAAAAAACCUUCCACAAAUGUUAAAUCUUCUAUUUCAUCAAUUGUAAAAACCAUUAAAACAUAGCAAAGAUUUA